AUGUCUACUGCUCCUUCGCCUGGAAAUGCCUUUUUCCCUGAUGGCCCGCAAAUGCGCCUCCCUUCCCUGGCCUUUCUCUAUCGACUAGAGUGCGAGACGACCGAGGACUUUAAUCUCGGGGCCCCACACGAUUCUGGAGUGAUUCGAAGUAUCGUCAAUAUCACACGAGGGAGCUUGAAGGGACCUGGAAUUGAAGGCGAUAUCUUGCCUCUGGGAGGUGCGGACUGGGCGACCGUUAUCAAGGGAACGCACUCCAUGAAACUUGAUGCUCGCUAUACAGUGAGAACUAGCGAUAACUCUUAUCUCUACAUUCGCGCGCAUGGACUUUACCGUCCAGGCCCAGGGACAAACUAUGCGAAGCAAGUCGAAACCGAUCCGACUAUGAUACCACCACCGACGAUAUUGCAAGACGAGGUCGAGUUUUUCUCGCAUCUGCGCAUCGAGGCAGGUCCGGGUCCAUACAAUUGGUUAAAUGGGCUUGUGUGCUUGGGAGUCAUGAGUUGCCAGGAUGGAAAGAUCUGGAUCGACGCGUACCAUCUCACCAACUUCCCGGGUGUCAAGCCGGAAGAUGUGAUUGCAAAGGCAUAG
Molecule: messenger RNA, 588 nt
Organism: Penicillium manginii
Lineage: Eukaryota; Fungi; Ascomycota; Eurotiomycetes; Eurotiales; Aspergillaceae
Product: DUF3237 domain-containing protein
Exons: 2
Coding region: 1-588 (195 amino acids)
Source: RefSeq, a predicted model, not a curated record